AUGAGCUUACAUAAGCACUUACCUGAACAGGAAAUAUACUACAAUUUUUAUACUGGUUUUAUCCUAAUAUCAGUUAUUUACUGCACAGACCAGAGCAAAUUACAGAUUAUUCCCGUCAAUACUAUUCUGUGUCGGCGUAGGCCAGUUCAUUAUUACAGUAGCAGAGUAAAUAUUCAGUUAAGUUUUAGUUUCUAUUUAAUUUUCAUGCAGAGGGAUGUUCACUACAGAAAAGCCAAGAGUGAAGGAUACCGUGCCAGAAGUGCGUAUAAAUUACUUGAAAUAAUAGAGGAGUACAAUAUUCUAGAGAAUGUUCAGUCAGUGAUAGAUUUAUGCGCUGCACCCGGCAGUUGGAGUCAAGUUAUUAAAGAGAGGCUUCCCCAUGCCCACCUUCUCUCUGUGGACCUACAAGACAUUGAGCCAAUUAAUGAUGCGAUUAUUGUAAAGGGCGACAUAACCUCAGACAAAACUAUUUCAGAGAUAAAGAAUACGUUCGGUGCAAGGGUAGACUUAAUUCUAUGUGAUGGUGCACCAGAAGUAACUGGUUUACACGACUUAGAUGAAUAUUUCCACUCUUCAUUAAUUACUGCCGCGUGUUCCUUAUCACGCACUCUUCUUUCACCAAGUGGCUGUUUCGUCAUAAAAGUAUUCACGGGGAGCGACCCAGAAAUUCUCAUGGAGGAUUUAAAGGAGUAUUUCUCAGAAGUAUUAAUUGUAAAACCAAAAAGCAGCAGAAUAAAGAGCAAGGAAGCUUUUGCAAUAUGCCAUCAAAUCAGAAUUCCAGAAUAAACAAGAAAUCCCCAAUAAUAUCAUAAUAAUCC
Nematocida parisii ERTm1 is the source of this 818-nucleotide messenger RNA. RefSeq lists its product as uncharacterized. Gene Ontology annotation, cellular component: cytoplasm. NCBI's taxonomy places the organism in Eukaryota, Fungi, Microsporidia. Bases 1 to 786 code for a protein of 261 amino acids. Gene Ontology annotation, biological process: cytoplasmic translation; tRNA methylation. The record is from RefSeq and is a predicted model, not a curated record. The transcript has a single exon. Gene Ontology annotation, molecular function: tRNA methyltransferase activity.